AUGAACGCACGCAGCAUAGCAUUCGAAAUGUCCAUGGAGGGUAGGCAAGUGGACGAGGUGGUGGCUAGCAUUUUCCACACGGUGCUAUUCCAUCGAUCAAGUGGUAAAUUCACAUACACCAAUGAGGAGAGUUACUCUAUAAGAACCGUCAGCUAUGUGGAUGUGGACUGCGACUUCAUAGACUUCACCUACGUCUGCUGUGAAUCAGAAGCUUUAGGGAGGAUCGUGAAACGUGACAUAUCAGAUUUCUCUGAACGUCUCCGCGGUUCAGACGGCUCUUCACCACCACGAGGGUCGAUUUCAUUGGAGUUCUUCCAGAAGCGACGAGCUAGAUGGCCGUUCCAGCCGGAAUGCGUUCCUUGGGAGGUCUGGACGGUCUGCUGUGAACUGACCGAGGCUCGAAACGAACAAGACAUGCACACUAAACACGAGGGCGUAGUAGAAAUGCUGCAAGAUAAGAUAGUGUUUAUAACUGAGAUCAUAAAUCGUCAUGAAUACGUGCCUAAGAUGCCGAGCCGGUCAGACGCUGACCUAAUCUUUGACACGACUUACUCAGAUAUACAGCCUUAUCUGUUCAAAAUACACUACAACCUAUCCGGAGCCCCGCCAACCUCUGUCGGUAAUACAGUCCGUAAAUUAAUUCGCGACACUCUAUCCUUGUGA
Messenger RNA from Danaus chrysippus (African queen), 663 nucleotides. The record is from the annotation of a GenBank genome assembly. NCBI's taxonomy places the organism in Eukaryota, Metazoa, Arthropoda, Insecta, Lepidoptera, Nymphalidae.